UCGUCACGCCCCUUCCGGUCCUCCCUGCCUGCCAUAGAGUCGAGAGGGCUGGGUGUGCAGAACGCCCCCUGGUGGUGGUGGGGUUGGGAGGAAUCAUGGCGAUGAGCAGGCUGUGCUCGCUGCCCCACUGCAUACUGCGCCGCCCAGCGCUGGCAAUGCUGUGCGUGCCACGUGGCUACAGCGGGGCAUCGCUGGGCGACUCAGGGAAGGACAUGCUGGAGAUCCCACUGCCGCCCUGGAAGGAGCGCCCCAAUGAGCCUCUGCCCACCAAGAGAGCGCGUCUGCUGUAUGAGAGCAGGAAGAGGGGCAUGCUUGAGAACUGCAUCUUGCUCAGCCUUUUUGCCAAGGAGAACCUGAGCCGUAUGGACGAGCGGCAGCUGAACCUCUAUGACCGGCUCAUCAACGAGCCUAGCAAUGACUGGGACAUCUACUACUGGGCCACAGAAGCCAAGCCCACGCCGGCUGUGUUCGACAACGAGGUGAUGGCCAUGCUGAAGGAGCUUGCUAAGAACAAGAAGAAGGAGCAGAGGCUACGGCAGCCGGACCUGGAGUACCUCUUUGAGUCCACAAACUGACAGCUUCUCCCUCAGGGCACAACAAAUAAAGCUGUGACUGCUAGC
This is a messenger RNA of Lagopus muta (rock ptarmigan), 620 nucleotides long. It is a transcript of the gene SDHAF2, whose product is annotated as succinate dehydrogenase complex assembly factor 2. Gene Ontology annotation, cellular component: mitochondrion. Gene Ontology annotation, biological process: tricarboxylic acid cycle; protein-FAD linkage; mitochondrial respiratory chain complex II assembly. The record is from RefSeq and is a predicted model, not a curated record. The coding region runs from base 96 to 575 and encodes 159 amino acids. The transcript has 4 exons. Lineage: Eukaryota; Metazoa; Chordata; Aves; Galliformes; Phasianidae.